Molecule: messenger RNA, 1638 nt
Organism: Haliotis rubra (blacklip abalone)
Lineage: Eukaryota; Metazoa; Mollusca; Gastropoda; Lepetellida; Haliotidae
Product: prostaglandin reductase 1-like
Exons: 9
Coding region: 60-1055 (331 amino acids)
Biological process (GO): prostaglandin metabolic process
Cellular component (GO): cytoplasm
Molecular function (GO): 2-alkenal reductase [NAD(P)H] activity; 15-oxoprostaglandin 13-reductase [NAD(P)+] activity
Source: RefSeq, a predicted model, not a curated record
CCCAGCUCAGUCGGUACAUAUAUACGUGAGGGAGCACGAACGAGCAGGCUGACGACAAAAUGGUUAAAUCAAAGAAGUGGAUACUUGCUAGAGAGUUUGAAGGAGAGCCAAAGGACUCCAACUUCAAGCUUGAAGAGGAGGAACUGCCUGCUUUGAAAGACGGAGAAUUCAUCUGUGAUGCAGUGUAUCUUAGUGUGGAUCCGUACAUGAGGGCUUAUUCUUACCCUGUCGGGAGUUGCAUCAUCGGCGAACAGGUAGCGAGGGUGUCGGAGAGUAAAAACAAGGACUACCCCGUCGGAUGCCUGGUGCAGAUGCAAUCGGGGUGGCGUUCACGUACACUGGUCGACCCUUCAAAGCCAAAAGACUUGGAAACCAUUCGUUUCCUCAAAGUGCCCGAUCUUGGAACACUGGAGCCAUCUCUUGCACUGGGAAUCUUGGGGAUGCCAGGGAUGACAGCCUACUUCGGGUUCCUGGAGAUCUGUCAGCCAAAGGCUGGAGAGACUGUACUGGUUAACGGUUCCGCGGGAGCGGUGGGCAGUCUUGUCGGACAGAUUGCCAAGAUGAAGGGGUGCAAGGUGAUUGGAUUUGCUGGAUCAAAGGAGAAAUGUGAUUGGGUGAAGAGUCUUGGAUUUGAUCACGUGUUCAACUACAAGGAAGUAGACAUCGACAAGUCCCUGAAAGAGGCGGCCCCCGACGGAAUUGACUGCUACUUUGAUAAUGUGGGAGGAGAUUUCACGUCUACAGCACUUCAGCAUAUGAAUAUGUUUGGUAGGGUUUCUGUUUGUGGUGGUAUCUCAGCCUACAAUGCCACAAAGCCACCCAUCGGUCCAUAUCCCUUCAUGACGAUCGUGUUCAAACAACUGAAAGUUGAAGGUUUCAUCGUGCUUCGAUGGUGGGACAGGUUCUUGGAAGGCAAGGCUGAAAUGAAGAAAUGGAUAGAUGAGGGAAAGAUCAAGUACAGAGAGACGGUCCAAGGUGGUUUCGACAACAUGCCCAAGAUCUUCAUGUCGCUCUUGAAAGGAGCCAACAUUGGGAAGAUGGUCGUCAAAGCCUAGAUAUCAAAGAGAUCAUUGAUCAUUUCAGUCUGCAUAAACUCGUAUAUACAUACUCAAGUGUGCAAACUAUUGUGACAUUAUAGCUGACUGUAAAUUCGCUGAAGGUUUGUAACAUCUAUGACGUAGUUAUAAUGUUUAAUGUAUAAUACGUGUUUUGUAUCCUUUAAGUCCGAGGAGGAAGGAAUAGCAAAACAAUAUGACGUUCAAAAGAAGCGUUUAAAAUUUAUUGUAGAAUGAAAGAUUUAUGCUUCCAAUCUAUUGUCGAAAUAGACAGUACAGGUAACUAAUCUUGGUUAACGAAAAUAUGAAUUGUUACAAAUACUAAAAAAAUACUAUUUUUCCCGUUUUUGCCACAAACAUGUAUUUACUUCACGCUUUAAGCCCUGUCUGCCACGAAGCACCUUAUAUCAGCUUGUUGCAACGUCCACAGCGAGCAUAACAGAGCAAGCUUAAAGUAACCGAAAUUUCGCGCAAGUGUUGAUUAAAGAUCGAUCACAAGUGUACAGUGUCUCCUAUUGUUUUAUUACAUCAACUAUCAAUUGAUCAGGCAACUUUUACACUGAAUGGAGGAACGUUCCAACUG